Messenger RNA from Sporisorium graminicola, 3522 nucleotides. RefSeq lists its product as uncharacterized. The transcript has a single exon. Bases 1 to 3522 code for a protein of 1173 amino acids. Gene Ontology annotation, cellular component: nucleus. The record is from RefSeq and is a predicted model, not a curated record. Gene Ontology annotation, molecular function: zinc ion binding; DNA-binding transcription factor activity, RNA polymerase II-specific. NCBI's taxonomy places the organism in Eukaryota, Fungi, Basidiomycota, Ustilaginomycetes, Ustilaginales, Ustilaginaceae.
AUGCCCGCGGAUAGGAACGCACAGCAGCAACAUCACCCUCAUCGCCAUGAUGAGCUCGCCGCCGUUGACGCCAAGAUCCCACCCAAACAAACAGCGAGGCGUAGAGCAUAUGCAAAACGAAGCUGCCUCAAAUGUCGCGAGAAGAAGGCAAGAUGCGAGCUACCAGACGAAAGUCUCAAUGUCCCCUCUUCCAUGACGCCACUGACCAACGAUUUGGCCUGUCAUCGAUGCAAGGUUCUCUCGCUCGAUUGCGUUGUAUGGGACGGUGACCGCAAACGAAGGCCGAGGGUGUCCUCUCCCGGUUCGGCUCUCGAAGGUAAUCUAGGGAAGUGGCCAUCUACCAUCACCAGCACCACCGUCAAGGCCGAACCAAGUUCAUCUCGUCUACCCUCAUCUCCACCUCGUAGUCCUGGAUCGUUAGAGCAACUCGCCGCUGCUGCUGCUCGUCUGUCGGAUCAACGAUCCGCCUACCACGAUGCUCCCGACUUGUCUCCCCAUGCGGCCACGAGCUCCAACGAUGCUGCCAGCUCUAGAGAAGCUGCCUCCACCCUCGCAUCCGUCCAAUUCUUCAACCCGGUCCCUGAUGAUGUCGUGACUCCCCACUCGGCCUCCUCUACGCCUUCAGCACGCGGACACGAACGGUCUUCCAUGCAUGCUUCCUCGUUGUCCACCCAUUACAAGCCUCCUGCACCUGGCUCAGCACCCUCACCCAACAACUCGGCGACUUCGAUUCCAUCCAUGUCUGCGAAAGUGCAGCCGCCCGGACGGACCUGGACCUCGCUUUGGAGACCUCUCUCGGUUCUCAUCGACUACGCCGCUCAGCAACCUAGCUUCACUACUUAUCUCGUCUCUCGCAUCGACCGCAAUCUUACCGACCUCGACAUUCUCAACCUCAUCCCACGCUCUACCCUCUCUUACCUCAAGCCUUUCCUCAAGCCCUACCUCCUCUGGCAUCCGCAUUUACCCGGCUUAGAUCAGAUGUACGCCGCCCAUCGCAGGCGCCCCACCAUCUCCAGCGCACUUCUCCUCAGCUCCUUGUGUCUCGUCUCUUGCCGUCACGCUAUGCCCCUCAGCGAUCCGUUGGCCGUCCAGCUCUCUACCCUUGUCGACCAACUCGGCACGCAGAUCUUGCUCUCGACGCCAAGAGACAUGUACACCGUCCAAGCACUCGAACUCCUCCUGGCACACGAACCUUCCCUCGUCGGAACCAGCGUCGCAGGAUCCGCACAGGCAGAACGAGGCAACGGUCUGCUGGGCGAAUCCCUGCUCGCUGCCGCUCUCACCAUCGCUCGAGGCCUUGAUCUUGACAAGGCCAUCGAUAGCGUUGUCGACCUUUGCCGUCGUCCCGGGCCCACGGACCCCAAGCAGGCGCAGCAACGCCGCGACUUGCUUGACAAGCACUUGGCCGGUGCCUCCCUGUGGCAGUCCUUGAGCAUCUGGGAGGGCCACUUUUCCUUUGUUAACUCCACCGUUCGUCCCAUUCAACUUAAUGAUCUCACAGCAAAGGCAGAAGCCAUGGUGGCCAUCGACAAUGAAGGUCGCAAGAUCGAGCGUCUGCAUCGCGACCCCUUUCAAUCCAUCGAAAGCCGCUUCCCUGGUCUCGACGAAGAUAGCGUCCUCCGCUCUGCCGGCCGCACGGGACUUGUCUACCGCCUCCAGGCUAUGGCUCGCUUUCACGAUACCAUCGCGGGCAUGUAUCGCAUUCUGGCUACUGCAACCAAACCGGAGCUUGACCCUCCUGCGUCGCUCAUGCCAACGACACCAGAGACGCGCCAGCAAAUCCUCGACUUGCUGUCCUCGUCGUCACAGCAGCAGCUCCUCUGGCAGGCCGCCAAAGCCCAAGCUUUUAGUCCCUUUGCAAGUGUGCGGCCCGCUCUCUUGCUCGAAGACUGGGCCACCAUCGAGUCCUACUCGCUCCAGGAACUUUUGCCGUGCCUCGCCAUCUGCGCUUUCAUGACAGGCGAGCUCAAUCAUGGCUUUUCUGCCAACGAGAUGGUCGACGCUCUUCGCUUCGAUAGCAGUUUCACAAAGCACGGCGCCAUCAUCUCGGAGCGCAGAGAUACCGAGACGCACAGCCUGCUUAGCGUGUUCAGCCUCUUUGAUCGGGGUCUUGGCUAUUCGCAACCCGACAUUUUGACGAGAGGUGGCCCCGCUGCACAAUCAAAGAAGCAGCGCGGCUCUCUCUGGAUCGAAGCCACAGGCGCUCCGUUGCUGCUCACUACCGCCUUUGUCACUGAUGGCUGCAAGACAUUCCUCGAAAAGACCGCCUGCUCUCUGCACGGCUUCGACUUUCUUCCUGUCACCGUCGACAUGCACAUGUCCAUGAUGAUCAACGCGCUCCACAGGCUCGACGAAUGCGACCGAAACGAGUAUCUGCCGCCUCUUCGGCCAAAGAGAAGUAGCAUGCCGCCGCCACCCGCCGGCAGGCGUCUGCCCAGCCUCCCUCCUGAUCUCACAGAUCCCAAGGAUCAAGCUACGCCCGGAAAGAGCAUCUCGCAGAUUGGCGUCCUGUUCAUCGAAGAGAUGGUGCAGGUCAUGCAAAAGUGGAAGCUGGGUGCAUCCUUACAGAGGGCCAUGCCGCUGCAGUUUCGCCACUUGCUCACAAAGGCGUCAGCGCCGGCAUCGUCUGCAGAUGGCCAGUCUCAGCCAGUGUCGACUGACACGUCCGCGAUGCCGGCUGAUGUUCAACCGUCACCAAAGCCAAGCACGCAGCAAUCUCACCAGCCUGACCCGACGAUGCACCAGGACCAUCAGGCUGCUUCAAAUCACUUUGCUCCAAAUCCGAGCAGUAACACCGCUGCCAUCAAUUUCAGCGAUUACCAAGCACAUCAAGGUCAGACUGCGUCGUUCCCUCAAAGCUUUCAACACAGCUUCGUGUCCGGCUUGCCACAACAGCAACAACAGCCGCCCAAUCUCACUGCACCUUCGGGCGGUGGUCACGGAGGAAUGUUUGAUAUUCCCAUGUUUGACUUGUUCGGUUCUGCUUCGACCACCGACUGGGCCAACAACGUGCCCUGGUUCGAUCCAGUCGAUAAUGGUGCCUCUGCCCCCGCUGCCUUGUCCUUGCCGAGCUUUGGCAAUGGGCAUGCUACAUCGCAGUGGGGACAGUAUUCACAACAACAACCGUUUCCGCCGCAGCCAUCGUUGCCGUCGCCGCUGCAGAAUACAUGGCCCGCACCACAAAGGAAGCGGAGUUCGGACACUCUGCCUCCGCUCCAAUAUACAUCGGCGCCGACGACACAGGCCAACACCGUGUACAACGCUGAUUACGGCAGCUACUCUGGCUAUCCCCUACCCACUUCAAGUUCGGCCGCUGGUCUUGGCAGUGUAUAUGGCGAGCAAAGCGAUAGUGCACUAGGGCAGACCCAGCCUCAGUCAAUUUCCAGUAAUGGUGCGCAUCAUCAUCAUUACCGUCAUCAGCAGCAGCAUCAUGCAUUCCAGCAGCCUCCUCAGCAGCCUCCUCAGCAGCAGCCGCCUCCUCACCGGGCCCACUACAAUGGAGAUCAUCACGGUGGCCGAUAA